AUGUCAUACCAAGAUUGGAAGCCUGUAGUUUGGACUAAACAUGAGAAUUUCAAGGGUCCUAACAAAGAAUCCGCACUUAACAAGGCCAGACGUGCUGGAGUAGAGCUUGAUACUCAAAAGAAAUUUCUUGGAGGUCAAAACAAGACAACUAAAUCAUUUUUACCCCCUAAUGCUGCAAAGAUUGAGAAUGAAAAUGAAUCAUUUCACAUCGAGCGGGUUUCAUUUGCCUUUCGUACCGCUUUACAAAAGGCCAGAAUGGCCAAAAAUAUGACUCAAAUUCAGCUAGCUCGAGCAAUAAAUGAAAAUGAAACUUUGAUAAAGGAAUACGAAAAUGGAAGUGGAAUACCAAAUGGUCAAGUAAUCCAAAAGUUGAACCGAGUUCUAGGUGUAAAAUUACCCCCUUCAAGAGAAUCCAAAUCGAAAUCUCUUGAAUUAUGA
Theileria annulata is the source of this 438-nucleotide messenger RNA. RefSeq names its product multiprotein bridging factor (type 1), putative. Gene Ontology annotation, molecular function: DNA binding. NCBI's taxonomy places the organism in Eukaryota, Apicomplexa, Aconoidasida, Piroplasmida, Theileriidae. Gene Ontology annotation, cellular component: nucleus. The record is from RefSeq and is a predicted model, not a curated record. The coding region runs from base 1 to 438 and encodes 145 amino acids. The transcript is spliced from 4 exons.